AGCAUAAAAAAGGAAGUCUUCUUUGAACAGAUCGUACAUGUAUGUCAGGUUUUCUUAAAUUGCUCAUAAGCCAAAUCAUCUACAGAGACAAAGAUUUGUUGUAACGCUCUCUUAAUACAGAAUGAAUAAGUCUUCUUGUACUCCUGUCAGCUUUAACUUUACACACACAUUUCUGCCUCCUGUUUACAUCUUAGUCUUCAUCGUUGGUUUGCUAGCUAAUGGAUGGGGUUUGAAAUCUUUGCUUCAGAAGUGGAAGAAACUGGGAAACAUCAAUGUUUUUGUUCUCAACCUCGGACUCGCUGAUGUUUUGUAUCUGCUCACACUCCCACUUUUGAUGGUGUACUACUUUAUGGGGAGUAAAUGGAUCUUUGGAGAUGUGCUUUGCAAGAUAACAAGAUUCUGCUUCAACCUGAAUUUGUAUGGCAGCAUUGGGUUCCUCACUUGCAUAAGUGUGUACAGGUACCUGGCUAUUGUCCAUCCGAUGAGAGUUAUGGGAAGAAUAACUGUCCUCCACUCUGUUGGGAUCUCAGUCUUGGUUUGGCUGUUGGUGAGCAUUCAAAUUGUUCCAGACAUGUUCUUCAGCAAAACGUUUGGAAACAAGACUGGGAAAUGUUAUGAUACCACCGGUAAGAUCUACGUCGAGGAUUACCUGAAGUACAGCCUUGGAUGGACUCUCACUGGGUUUUGUAUCCCAUUCCUGAUCGCUCUGGGCUGCUAUGGACAUGUGAUUGUUGUGCUCUGUCGCACAAACACCACUGACAAGGUACUGAAACAGAGAUGCUUGAAGUUGUUGUUCAUCUUGAUUCUUCUUUACUCCGUUUGUUACAUCCCCUAUCAUGUGUUGAAGAACCUCAACCUCUGGGCAAGAGUACUGUCCAAACAGAGACAAUGCCGUAAAUGGUUUGAUGGAGUCUACAUUGCUCAUCAGAUAAGUCGUGGCCUUGUGUGUCUGAACAGUGCUCUCAACCCUCUGGUUUACCUCCAUGGAGAGGAAAAUAUUCCUGCUCAACUCAGACAGCCGUUCCUGCGAGCUCGUGAGACGUUCAGCCGUUUGUUUCUGUCAAACUCCAACUCUGUGGCUGUAGCACAAACUGCAUAAUAAUAUCUUUACAUUGACAAAUUGCGGAAUGCCACUUUUCUAGUUGUAUGCAUUGACUACAAGAUGAAUGAUGUUGCCUGCUAAAUAAUUGACAUUUUUUAUGUUUUUGUAAAACAUGACGCAGUUUCAACAUGCUGACAAAUGUGCUUAUAAAACAGGAACUGAAGAUUAACCACAGCCUAUUAAGUUUCACUGUAUUCUUUAGAGCAAGGCUGUGGAGCUAAAGUAUAAUGAUGUAAUACUGUAGUUGGGUGCAGGGAAGCCCAGUACCAUUUGUUAUGUGUGUAUAUUGGCUUAAAAGGGAACAUGUUAGAGAAAUAAAAU
This is a messenger RNA of Trematomus bernacchii (emerald rockcod), 1423 nucleotides long. RefSeq names its product P2Y purinoceptor 1-like. Gene Ontology annotation, cellular component: membrane. Lineage: Eukaryota; Metazoa; Chordata; Actinopteri; Perciformes; Nototheniidae. Gene Ontology annotation, molecular function: neuropeptide receptor activity. Gene Ontology annotation, biological process: G protein-coupled receptor signaling pathway. The record is from RefSeq and is a predicted model, not a curated record. The transcript has a single exon. Bases 122 to 1099 code for a protein of 325 amino acids.